AACCGAAAUUAUUUAUUUUUUCUAUAUCCUCAUUACUUUCCCAACAAACGUUAUCUACUUUACUCUGUUCUAAAAGCUUUUACUUUUUUUUCCUAUUCCAUUAAACUAUUUAUUACAAAUUACAACAAAAAUGUUCUGCAAAACUACAACCGCUAUUGUUCUCUUCAUUGCCUGCUUCUUGGCUAUGGUGAAUGCUAUUGUCAUCAAUCCUAAAAUCACUGUACCCUCUCAGGGUACUAAGUGGAGAGCUGGUGAGACAUUUACAGUGAAGUGGGCUACUACCUUUUACGAUGGUGAAAAGACUGUUCCUAUUCCCGAUGACUAUAAAGGAACAAUUAAGUUGGGUUACUACGAAAAUGGCAAUCCUAGCAUGAACCUCAAAUGGGAUUUGGCCUCAGGUUUUCAAUUGAACAGUGGUGCACAAUCUGUCACUUUGCCCUCAGACCUUGAUACCAAGACUUCUUAUAUCGUUGUUCUCAUGGGAGAUUCUGGUAAUGCUUCUCCCAAGUUCACUAUUCGUGCUGCCCGUGGUAAUAGCUCUGAUAAGAAGGACUAAGGAAGUAAAGAAAAACGCUUUGGGUAUACCAUUCCAAUGACAACCUCUCUCUCAUCUCUCUCUCUUUCCCGUUAAUUAUUCCUCAUAUGUAUAUCACAAUUUGAGAGAUACACCUUGUAAAAAAAAAAACCCAAAAAAAAACAACCUCUACUCUACUAUUAUACAUACGCAACCCCACCUUGUAAUUACUUUUUUUUUCUAUUUUUCUUAAUAGCUUAAUCACCUUUUCUCACUCGUUUAUAUAAUUUUGUAUAUUUUUGUUCUGUUUUUUCUAUUCUAAUUAUUUACUGCAAAUUUACUAUUAUUUAUUUCACUUUUUCCCAAAUUCUCCAAAUA
This is a messenger RNA of Mycotypha africana, 892 nucleotides long. RefSeq lists its product as uncharacterized. The record is from RefSeq and is a predicted model, not a curated record. The coding region runs from base 131 to 556 and encodes 141 amino acids. Lineage: Eukaryota; Fungi; Mucoromycota; Mucoromycetes; Mucorales; Mycotyphaceae. The transcript has a single exon.